AUGUCGACCGACACUAAACAAAUCAUUGCUGAUGCGCUCUUGAAGAACGAGCAGGCUAUGUAUGGCCCAUUCUUCGGCAGUCUUGGAGUAACAUCCGCCAUGGCAUUUGCUGCUGCUGGAUCUGCAUAUGGAACAGCAAAAGCCGGCACCGGAAUCGCUUCAAUGGCUGUUGCACGACCCGAUCUCGUUAUGAAGGCCAUUAUUCCAGUCGUCAUGGCUGGAAUCGUCGCCAUCUACGGACUUGUAGUUGCUGUCAUUGUGUCGGGAAAAGUUGAGCCAGCUGGUGCUAACUAUACAAUCAAUAAUGCAUUCUCACAAUUCGCUGGAGGUUUGGUUUGCGGACUUUGCGGACUCGGAGCAGGAUAUGCUAUUGGUAUCGCUGGAGAUGCGGGAGUGAGAGCCCUCUCACAACAACCGCGCAUGUUCGUUGGAAUGAUCUUGAUUCUUAUUUUCGCCGAAGUCUUGGGUCUCUACGGUAUGAUCGUCGCCCUUAUUCUUGGAGCUACAUAA
Messenger RNA from Caenorhabditis elegans, 510 nucleotides. RefSeq names its product V-type proton ATPase 16 kDa proteolipid subunit c 1 (gene vha-1). NCBI's taxonomy places the organism in Eukaryota, Metazoa, Nematoda, Chromadorea, Rhabditida, Rhabditidae. The coding region runs from base 1 to 510 and encodes 169 amino acids. Gene Ontology annotation, biological process: lysosomal lumen acidification; proton transmembrane transport. Gene Ontology annotation, molecular function: proton-transporting ATPase activity, rotational mechanism; proton transmembrane transporter activity. The transcript has a single exon. Gene Ontology annotation, cellular component: proton-transporting two-sector ATPase complex, proton-transporting domain; proton-transporting V-type ATPase, V0 domain; membrane. The record is from RefSeq and is marked reviewed.